This is a messenger RNA of Triticum turgidum subsp. durum (durum wheat), 3219 nucleotides long. The record is from the annotation of a GenBank genome assembly. NCBI's taxonomy places the organism in Eukaryota, Viridiplantae, Streptophyta, Magnoliopsida, Poales, Poaceae.
AUGGAUGAGGAUGGGCCAGCAUCUUACGUUUCCAUGGGGGGGCUGAAUACAGAGCAAAUCAAGGAAGUAGUACUAGAGCAGAUGAAGGGCGUUAUUGGGAGGAUCUCCAAGCUGCUGCUGCGGUAUCACGGUCGGCGCGUCCGUUCCACGGAUUCGGUCAGCCUGUUGUUCUUGAGGUUCUUGGAGGUUGAGCUUAGCGACCUUUCUGAAUUACUGAGAGAACUUCCAUUGCCGGAUCGGGAUGGUAGUUAUUAUAUCAAGUCCGCUAUCAUGCCUGAUUGGCUGGAAAAGCAGAGUAACCUGGCUACGGAUUUAUGGAAUGAGCUGUAUAAUCACAAGCAAGCUGGUGCGAUUGGCUGCUUUUGUCGUACUACUGCCAGGAUCCCCUUCUCAAAUCUAUUCCAACUGAAGAAAUUCUUGCGAGAUGUUCCAUCAAUAGUUGAAUCAAGUUGCAGAUACAACCAUCUUCUGCUUGCCGAUGAUGACGAGAUUACUUCUUCAAGGAUGACUAGUCCGUUGCAGCCUCAUCCCUAUGUGGAAACGGCAGCUGGUAGGAAGCCGCUUGUUGGGGUCCAUGGCGCCCUAGGACAUAAGGUGCUCAGGUGGUUCAUGGACGACCAUAAAUGCGACACUGUUAAAAUCAUCUCCAUGGUUGGACCCGUUGGGGUGGGGAAGACAGCUAUUGCCAUGGAGGUCUACCGCAGACUCCAAAGUAGAGGAGGUGGGAAAGGCAACGUAUUGUGCUGCGCUACGGCUAAGGCGUCCCGGUGGCCUGAUAUGAAGAAGCUUCUACUGCACAUUCUCUCACAGAUUGACGAGCGGGCAGCACUAGCACCAGCGUCCAUUGAUGAGCUGGAGCAGCUUAUUCAGAAAAUCAGUGAAUGCCUUCAAGAUAGGAGGUACCUCAUCGUGAUUGAUGAUAUAUGGAAAAUAUCAGAUUGGGAUAUCAUAAAGAAGGCUUUCCCCCGAAAUAACCAAGGGAGCCGGAUAGUGAUAACUACACGUAUCAGAAACACAGCUUGCUGGUGUUGCUCCUGUUUUUUUGGGCUUGUGCACGAGGUUAAGCCUCUGGGUGAGGUAGAUUCAAAAAUGCUACUUUUCAGAAAAGCUUUUGGCUGCGAGGUUGAACACCCACCAGAAAAUUUCAGGCAAGUUUGCACCGAGAUUUUGAGGAGAUGUGAAGGUAUCCCAUUAUUCAUAGAUGGUAUGGCUGGCUGGUUACAAGAACAACAGCAGGAGAUGCAGCAAAACUCUUAUUAUAAUAUGGAAGAUGUCCCCCAGCUGCUACAGAUAUUUGAACAAGCGUUGUCUCCUACUUAUGAUGAUCUCCCUCACAUUAUGAAGGUAUUGGUGCUUUCCAUGAGUAUGCUUCCUGAAUGUUAUAUGUUUGAGACAGAUACACUCCAAUACAAAUGGGAAUUUGAAGAUUUGAUUGAAGUAAAUCGUCACUAUGUCGGGCAAAUUGAAGAGAUAUAUAUUGAGAUAACGGACAUUCAAUAUCUCGAGGUAAUUGAGAUAUUACUUUACGAGCUCAUCAACAGGAAUAUCAUCACCCCAGUGGCAAAUUGGAAAGGACCUACUCAACGGGAGGAUUGGGUAGAUUUUACACUAACUCAUCGACUGGAGGAGGGUUGUCAGUACAAAGUAAAUUACUUUAUGCUACAGUUCCUUGCCUCCAAAUCGGCUGAUAAAGGAUUUGCUUGUACCAGUGGCUGGCUAACCUCGGUAGAAAGAUUAAACAAACACAACGAGAAGCCACGGCGGAUAGCUCUCCACCGAACAGAUCCGGAUAUUGAAAAUUUUCUGAACACAAGGGAUCUUUCGCACACGCGUUCACUAGCUAUCUCCGGUACAGUCGACGGAGUCGCUCUUGAGAAGUUUAUCCAUCUGAUCAUAUUGGACCUUGAAGGUUGGCAGAGCUUGAAGGAUGAAGACCUAUCGCUCAUAUGCAACAAGGGAAUGUUCUUGCUCAAGUAUUUAAGCCUGAGGAACACUAGUGUCAGCAGGCUCCCGCCCGAGAUCAGGAAGCUGCUCGUGCUUCAUACAUUGGUUGCAAGCCACACGCAGAUAAGUGAGCUCCCGAUAGAAGUGUGCGAUCUACAAGAAUUGCAUUCACUGGACCUAAGAAGCACAAAAAUAAGGCACCUGCCAGAGUACAUUUGGAAGGUCCCAUCGCUUGAAACUCUGCUUGUUGGUGGGGAUCGAGUUUACUGCGACCAAACAAUAUCAGAGCUACCAGAGGGAACCAGCGAUCGAACUUCCCUAACCACGCUGGAUACUGUUGAUUUAAGCGAAUGCUCUGCAGGUGUCGUAGAGUCUCUCAGCAGAUUAAGGUUACUCAAGGUGCUGUGCAUAAGAUGGUCGUUCCGCCAAUGCACUGAUCCAAGAGUACAGGAAGCUCUAUGCUCAUGCAUACAAAGAUGGGAAUUUCUGCAGUCUCUGACAAUUCACUGUGGACUGGGUUGCCCGAUGGAGUUUCUAGCUUGUCUAACCAAUCCAUUGCCUUGUCGUGACCUUGGGAAAUUCAAGGUGACUGGAGGAAGAUUUGUGAGCCUCCCCCGAUGGUUCCAAGGCCUCGAUCGUCUUACUUCCAUAGAAAUCACGGUUUGCAGGCUAGAGCAGGAAGAUGUGCGGAUCCUCGCGUCGAUGCAUCCAUUGAAGUGCCUCGUUCUUGGUUUGCACUUCGUUCCAGAACAAGAGAUUGUGAUUGACAGAGAGGGGUUCCGAUUGCUUAGGAGAUUGUCCGUCUGCUGUCGUGUUCCGUGGCUGACUUUCAGUCAAGAGGCUAUGCCAUUUCUCACAUAUCUUGAACUGAAAAUUGGUGGAGGCCCCGGGAGUGAAGGGAGAAUUCCUUCAGGGCUUGGAAACCUCGGCCGCCUGUGGGAGCUGGCCCUUUAUUACAAUGCGUGGUACACCAACAACACCAACGUCAAAAACAUAGUCGAUGCCGUGAGAAAAGGAGUGGCCGAGCACCACAACACCAUCAACCUCAUCAUCAACGGUAUCGAGGACGAAGAGGAGUAUGUCCAGGAGGCUGGAGAUGGUGUAGCCGUCAUCAACCGCAUCCAAGAGAACAGUGAGAAUCAUCAGGAGGCUGAAGAAGACGUGGUCAGGGCAACCGGAAGCCAGAGUGAGAUCGAAAUUGUUGGCGCCCCAAAGCUGUACGAUGAGAGCACAGCUUCACAGGAUUCUCGAUGGUAUCCUGAAGACGGGCAUUGA